ACCUUCUCGGUCGGCGGGCGCCGCCAAUUGGGUGUCCCCAUAGGAAGAUUCGUUGGUGGUAUAUAUUGUCAUUAUGAGAUGUUGUCUCUCGGUGCUUCAUUUGUGCAAAUUAAAUUCGAUGACCUGCAGUUCUUUGAAAACUGUGGUGGCGGAAGUUUUGGGAGUGUAUAUCGAGCCAGAUGGCUAUCUCAGGACAAGGAGGUGGCUGUGAAGAAGCUGCUUAAAAUAGAAAAAGAGGGCAGAAUCUUGUCUACGCUGUCUGGCUGCCAUGUCCUUGAGUAUUAUAAUGUCACUUUAGAGAAACAACAUAUUUUUUCCUCUUUUGUAACAGAAUAUGCUUCUGCUGGGUCAUUGUAUGACUAUAUUAAUAGCAACAGAAGUGAAGAAAUGGAUAUGGAUCAUAUAAUGACCUGGGCAAUGGAUAUAGCUAAAGGAAUGCAUUAUUUGCAUAUGGAGGCUCCAAUCAAAGUAAUCCAUAGAGAUCUGAAGUCCCGGAAUGUGGUUAUAGCUGGUGAUGGAGUAUUGAAGAUUUGUGAUUUUGGGGCUUCAAGGUUUCAUUCCCAUACAACACACAUGUCUCUCGUUGGUACUUUUCCUUGGAUGGCUCCAGAAGUAAUACAGAGUCUCCCAGUAUCAGAAACAUGUGAUACAUAUUCAUACGGUGUGGUUCUCUGGGAGAUGCUAACAAGGGAAGUCCCCUUUAAAGGCUUGGAAGGAUUACAAGUAGCUUGGCUUGUAGUGGAAAAAAAUGAGAGACUGACCAUUCCAAGCAGCUGCCCUGGAAGCUUUGCAGAAUUGAUGCUCCAAUGUUGGGAAGCAGACCCAAAGAAGAGACCCUCUUUCAAGCAGAUCAUUUCAAUUUUGGACUCCAUGUCAAAUGAUAGCAACCUUCCAGACCAAUGCAAUUCAUUCCUGCACAACAAGGCAGAAUGGCGAUGUGAAAUAGAGGCUACCUUAGAAAGACUGAAGAGAUUGGAACGCGAUCUAAGCUUUAAAGAACAGGAACUAAAGGAAAGGGAAAAACGCUUGAGAAUGUGGGAGCAGAAGCUAACUGAACAAUCCAACACACCGUUGCUGCCAUCAUUUGAUAUCGGUGCAUGGACUGAAGAAGAUGUGUAUUUUUGGAUGCAACAGCUCGUUAGAAAAGGUGAUACAUCUGGCGAUAUGAGCAUGUAUGCUAGCAUGUUUAAAGAGCAUCACAUCACAGGAAAACGUCUACUUCUUCUGGAAGAAGAAGAUUUGAAGGACAUGGGAAUUCUUUCCAAAGGACACAUCAUUCAUUUGAAGACUGCCAUUGAGAAGCUAUGUCAGGAUUUCUUCAAUAUGUUUCAUUUUCCACCUCUGAUUAAGGAUUCUGCCAGUGAAAAUGAGGCCAGUGAGGUGAAAGUGCUGAAUCUGGAGCUUGUUUUUGGCUACCAUUUAAAACCUGGAAAGGGUCCUCAGGAUUGCAAAUGGAAAAUGUAUAUGGAGAUGGAUGGGGACGAAAUUGCAAUAACGUAUAUAAAAGAUGUGACAUUUAACACUAAUCUACCUGAUGUCGAGAUUUUAAAAAUGACAAAGCCUCCAUUUGUGAUGGAGAAGUGGAUUGUGGGGAUAGAAAAAGAUCAGACUGUCGAGUGCACAGUGACUUACGAGGCUGAUGUCCACACUCCCAAAUCUACCAAACACAUCCAGGAAGUGCAGUGGAGUCACGUGAAACAGGAUGAAGUGAAAUCAGUACAGCUGAAAAUACAGACAUCUCUCCCAAAUGUGGAAGGCAACCCUCGGAGCAGAUCCAAUUCCAGUAUUGACUUCCAGUGGGUGAAUGCACUGAAAAUGCACCGUGUGACAAGCAGUCCUUCUCUCCAACAUUCCCGUCCCCACAGUCCCAACAACUUAACCCAUUUUUUACCCUAUCUUCACAAUCAAGACACUUACGCUGCUGCUGUGAGGCGGACUUCCGUGCCUACUACCUUUCAUAUUACUCCACUCAUUCAAUCAAGAAGCUCAUCGCCAACAACCUAUUUAUCAUCUUUACAUCUGAAUUCCAAGGAAAGCAGCAGCUCCAGUGCGACUUCAACUUCGGACAGUCCAUCUGAAAGGGGCAGCUCCAAAAGCAGAAACAGAAAUAACUAUCAUAGCAGCGUCUCUCCUGGAGGAGGGGCAGCUGGAAAGCGUUUUGUAAGAAGCCCAGCUGCUCCAGGGACGCUGAGAAAUGCUGGGAAAUAUCCUAGAUCUUCCCAGUCAACCUUCAAUCAAUAUCAACAUCUGCCAAGGACGCAUGAGAGAAAACACACUCAUUACCCGCAGCAAUUCAAAUCAAUACCAGGGAUGCCCUUGAAAACUGAAGCAGAAGAAGAAGAGGAAGAAAGCAAAGUCAGUGAAGGCGGAUGGGUGAAAGUCAAUUAUUCAAAGAAAUCUUACCGACAUACCGUUGGCAAACAAAACAAAGAGAAAUCGAAAGGCACUGGGACACUUCAGAGAAAAUCCCGUUGAUGCUUUUUCAGAAAUAGGUUUUAUUUUAUUUUUUAUUGCACAGAAUACUGACUUUCCACGGAGAAGGUUUCAAAUUCUUCUUGAGAUAACUGACAAAGAAUGUGAGAAUGGGGAGCCUGGGAGGAAUGACAUUAGUACAGCC
Protobothrops mucrosquamatus (brown spotted pit viper) is the source of this 2617-nucleotide messenger RNA. It is a transcript of the gene MAP3K20, whose product is annotated as mitogen-activated protein kinase kinase kinase 20. The transcript is spliced from 21 exons. NCBI's taxonomy places the organism in Eukaryota, Metazoa, Chordata, Lepidosauria, Squamata, Viperidae. Gene Ontology annotation, biological process: protein phosphorylation. Bases 79 to 2475 code for a protein of 798 amino acids. Gene Ontology annotation, molecular function: protein binding; ATP binding; protein kinase activity. Gene Ontology annotation, cellular component: cytoplasm. The record is from RefSeq and is a predicted model, not a curated record.